Molecule: messenger RNA, 1536 nt
Organism: Hydra vulgaris (swiftwater hydra)
Lineage: Eukaryota; Metazoa; Cnidaria; Hydrozoa; Anthoathecata; Hydridae
Product: DNA damage-regulated autophagy modulator protein 2
Source: RefSeq, a predicted model, not a curated record
UGUUUAGAAAAGGCAAUUUAAAAAAUUUUAAAAAUUAGACUAGAGUUUUUAAUUUCUCAUAAAGAAUUAUAAUGAGAUAAGUAAUGCAUACAUGUAAACUCUUAUGGAAACGUUAGUUUUAAUUCCAAGUUUGUUUUUUAUCAUUACGAUACUUGGAUACAUUAUACCUUAUAUAAUUUCUACGAAAAAUGGUCACGUAAAAUUCAUAUUUCCUGCUAUAAGUGAUACUGGAAUAAAUUUACCCGAAUCGUUUUUUUUUCGUCAAUUACUAAAUCUGUCAGGAUUUUUAUCAAUAUGCAACGUAUUUGUACGCUACGAACAAUGUAGCUUGCAUUUAGCUCAGCUGAAUGAUUCAAAUUUGACUUUAAUUAAAAAAAUUAACUUUUGGUGCUUAAUUAAUGGCAUUGUCGGUGGCAUUGGUGUAACAUUUGUUGCCAAUUUUCGAUCAGAAAAAGUUUCCAAUUCUUUAAACGCUGAACAAAUAUAUAUUAUAUACGAGCGAUCUAUUCACCACUUGGCUGCUUUUCUUGCAUUUGGAACAGGACUAUUAUAUUGCAUCUUACAGACAUUUUCAUCGUACCGAUUAGUUUCUUAUAAUAUAAAUACUAUUACAAUAUGCUACCUGAGAUUAAUCAUUACUUUAAGUGCAGUAUUUAAUUUUCUAGUUUUUAUUAUUGGUAAAAUUGUACUAAAAUUUGUUGAAGAAAACAAUAGCUUAAGGAUUAAAGAGGAACCGUGGUUGCAACUUCGCAUUAUAUCAAAUUUUUCAGAAUGGUUAAUGUGCUUAAGUUUCACAACUUUUGCACUUACGUUUAUAUACGAGUUUCAAAAAAUUGAAAUAAGAGCCAAUUUUAGACACCCUGAUAACUUUUCUAGCUCGUCUCACUCAAUCAGCUUACCGAGCUUUUUAGCAGAAACUGAGCAAAGGUCCAGUUAACAAAAAAUAAACAAACAAUGGAAUAAUACAAGUAAUGUUUAAGUUUAUUAUUAGCCUAUGUAGAGGCUGCAAACAGUUUUUUUUAUAAUUAGAAAAACUAGCCUGUCAUACAAACACAGUAUGAAAACAUUUUUGAUGUUGAUAAAAGAAUUAUUGAAAAAACUGAUUAAAAAGUAGAGUCCUUUUUAACACUAGAUUUUUUACUAAAUUAUUUUAAAAACUUUGGUAUGUUACUAAAAGAGUAGAGAACGUUUUCUUAACCAUCAGAAAAAUACACGCUAAGAGUUGACGGAAUGUUAGACUAAGAUUCAAUCGAAAACUUUUUGAUUUUUAUCUUCUUUUUGAACAUUUAACGGCUUCUAGAUCUUCGUCGUCGACGAGGAGAGCGUGAACGAGAUCGUUUUAUUGGCGGUGAAGGUGAGAUGGAACGUGAUCUAAAAAUGAUAAAACAAAUAAAAAUAACCAAAUAAUAAUAUUUAAAUAACUUUUUUACUCUUCUAAAGAAUUAGUUAAAUCUUUUAUGAAUGAUAAUGAAAAAUUACAACAAUAUGGUCGCUAGUCACAACUUUUAGUCGAAAUAAAUAAGUCAAAAACAUCAA